AUGGAGUCAUUGAGAGCUUUGAUACAACAAUGGACAUACACAAACAGGAAAAAGGCACAGAAAACAACAACAUUUUUAACCCCUACAGUAGAGAAGAAAUUAGUCAACAACUUUGUGGACUCAUUGACAGAAAAUGUAAAACCAAUAAACAAGACCAUGUUCGAAGUCGUAGAACUAACCAGAUCAUGGGUCAUCAACCUCAAGGAGAAAACAUGCAGUUGCAACAGAUUCCAACUUGACGAGUUACCAUGUGCUCAUGCGCUUGCUGUUAUAAAAGAGAUGAACUUGAAUGUUUACAACUACUGUUCAGGCUAUUACACCACAAGAACAUGGCUUGAAACAUACAACGGCUCAACAUAUCCGUUGCGACACAUCGUAAAUAUUAAGUACAAUAAUAACUUCUUCUUUACAGUUUUAAAAGCAGUCAGUUGGAUAAUAGUUCUCUGUAGUUGUGCGACUGUAUAUAAAAACUUGAACAAUUAG
Messenger RNA from Cannabis sativa, 483 nucleotides. RefSeq lists its product as uncharacterized. Gene Ontology annotation, molecular function: zinc ion binding. The transcript has 4 exons. Bases 1 to 483 code for a protein of 160 amino acids. Lineage: Eukaryota; Viridiplantae; Streptophyta; Magnoliopsida; Rosales; Cannabaceae. The record is from RefSeq and is a predicted model, not a curated record.